ACUUAAAUUUCCUUCAUCGUGUUCACAUCAACCACAAAAUAUCCACCUUUAUCUUACACUGAAAUUUCCUUCAUUGAGUUCACAUCAACAACAAAAUAUCCACCUUUGUCUUACACUGAAAUUUCCUUCAUCAUGUUCACAUCAACGAGUCUUUUACUUUGAACUUGCCAUGUUUCUCAACCACUCAUUUCUAUGCCGUAUUCCUUUCAAUUAACAAAUUUCCUUUGGUGUGAAAAUUUAAACCAUAACUGUUAUAUCUGUGUUGAUCCAGCUCAAUUUCAUCUUUUAUGCUCAAGAUGGGUCUUCAAACUCCACAUGACAACAAGCUUGAAAACAAUGACAAACUGGUUUGUAGUAGCAUCGACACACCCCUUCACCAAGCGGCUCGUCUUCCUCAUAACCAUUCUUCCUACAAUGAAGAUAAUUCGUUUGAUUUCCUGAGUGCUUUAAAAGAGUGUUCACCAAUCAGUUUUACGGCAUUUGGUGGAAGUACGUCCGUAAGAACUUGUUUGAAAAAAGUGAAGCAAAAUAGCAUUACUGGAAACAGGUCCGCUCACCUGGAUAACAAUGGAUCAUGUGUUGCUCCUGCGUUGCGUUUGGAUUGGCUGCACAAACUGACUUCGGAACUGCAUUGGUACAAAACAUACGUACCAAGAGACACAAAGCUUCAGCAAGACUAUACCUACAAGUACAAUCAGCAGAUACGUAAGGAAAUCGUGGGAUGCAUUUCAUCGUUUGUAGUCUCAACUACUAUCUUUCUAGGUAUUUUCUACAAUAUAUGGAGCAGCCUUUUAUCAGUAAUCAAUGUCCAGCCACUGCAAAAAGAACAUGAUCACCGUCUUUCCAUCUGGCCACCCUUGCUCGGGUUGUUCGGUUUUAUGGUGCUUGUUUGUGCUGUAGCCACAAUGGUUCUUGUUGGUGCAGUAUUCACUCGGACACAGAAAGCUAUGCUUAUCUUUUGGGUCAUUUUGAUGCAUCUUCAAUCAGCUAACUCAAUCAUCGAAGUUUUUGUUACAUUAAUAGGUGGAGUUUUCAUGGGGUGGUAUGUUUUUGAAGAAAAGCAACCACCAAAUGAAGUGAUAUGAACAAAGAUGCCAAUAGGCUGUCAGCUCAAACAAUUAUAUGAAUGUGUGUGUGUGUUUAUUUUGAUAUCAGUGUUUCUUCUAGAUUUUAUGUUUGUAAUUAGCAGCUGUAAGAAGUACCUCUGCUGUGAGAUUUGUUGUUGGAUUUUCCUUUCCAUGUUAUAGUUGUAUUGGGUACCAAA
Vicia villosa (hairy vetch) is the source of this 1264-nucleotide messenger RNA. RefSeq lists its product as uncharacterized. Lineage: Eukaryota; Viridiplantae; Streptophyta; Magnoliopsida; Fabales; Fabaceae. The record is from RefSeq and is a predicted model, not a curated record. The transcript is spliced from 2 exons. The coding region runs from base 288 to 1085 and encodes 265 amino acids.